AUGGCGGAGAGUUAUUACGACACUUUUGUGAAAAGUACCCAACCUGCUGACUUGGCUGCUCUGAAGAAAAAGCUAUCGACGUCGACUUCCACUGACGAGCAAAAAGUGAUUAACACAAGCAAUGAAGCAUUAAUAGCUUUGUUAUUGACAAAAGAUGUUACUCAAUACCUUAACACGCUUCUACCAUUGACGAUGACUGACCAGACAUACCUCUCUUAUAACAAAGCUGUUGCAUUUCUCUUAUCCAACAAACCAUCGGAAGCUUUAGGAUUUUUAUCGGACCAUUCCAGUGACGAAGAGUCUCCGGUGAGGUUUUUCUCGUUGUUGUUAUAUUACCACAUCGUCACUUCGUUGAGGUCCUUGACCCCCGAUCUCACUCCAAUCACCGACGAAUUCAUGAACCCAAUAUACGUCCCAGGAACCCUCUUCUAUAUCCAAUCUCAACUUGUCCUCCUCCGAAAAGCACUCAAAGAGAACAACAUCAGUCAGGCUAUUACUCACAUCACAGGGGUCUGUAACUCUUCCCGCGACCCUAUAAGCAAACCAUACUAUCAAUCUCUUCUUUACUAUCUUUCUAACGACUUUGAAUCAUCACAAUCAGCUCUUCUCUCGACGUCGUCACCACUCAAAGAUAACAACACGGCCUGCACCUUUUUUAGAAGCGGAAAGCCAGCCGUUGCAAUCUACAUGAUCCAAAAGAGCUUCGACUUGUUCGCGCGCAGUCCAGACAUCUGCAAGACAACGUUGGACGCGCCGACGUCGACGGUGUAUCCGAUCGGGUGGAAACAAACAGUCACGUACAAUUUAGGGUUGUGCUAUUUACUUGCGAAUAACCCGACCGACGCACACACGGCGUUUCUAACGUUAGUUGAUUAUUAUCGAUACAACCCAUUGCUGUGGUAUCGCCUCGCUAGUUGCGUUAUUAUGGCCAAUUACAACAUGAAGAGGGGGUCCGCGUUCAAUUAUAAGUACGUCAGCUGUGGAGCAACACGCCAUGUCGUCAUACUUCAAAAUAGUCAACAAAGCGAAAGCCUCCCUUUGUCAUUGGGAAUGCAAUACAUCAGAAAUAUGGCGACACUCUUGAGGGGAUCAACCGAUAAAAGAAUGUUAACAGCAAUGCACUACUGUAUGGGAUAUAUCGCUUUUUACUCGGAAGACUACGAAAUGGCAAAGUUUUGCUUUGAGAACGUCUACGCAACUGCAAAAGAAACAGUGAAACAGUCUGCACGCGUCUUUUUGGCGAGAGCUUAUUGUCUCUUAGGAUUGAAUAAGGAAGCAGAUAAAGUCCUUCAGGAAUUCUUUGUCGAAAAGAGCCAAGAAAACACUGAUAUCAACUUCACACUCGCGUUGUCGCUGUUGAUGCUCAAGAAGUACGAAGACGCACUGAAAAUAGUCGAAAAGAUGGAGGAUUCAGAAGACGCAAAUGCUCUGAAGGUUUUUAUACUCCUUCUCCUUGGUAAAAAGGAACUGGCCGCUAACGUUGUGAGAAAGUCAUCCCCCAUCCGACCAUUCAAGGACUGCACUUUUGUUUCUUACUAA
This is a messenger RNA of Entamoeba invadens IP1, 1539 nucleotides long. RefSeq lists its product as hypothetical. The transcript has a single exon. NCBI's taxonomy places the organism in Eukaryota, Evosea, Mastigamoebida, Endamoebidae. Gene Ontology annotation, cellular component: CCR4-NOT complex. The record is from RefSeq and is a predicted model, not a curated record. Gene Ontology annotation, biological process: negative regulation of translation; mRNA catabolic process. Gene Ontology annotation, molecular function: protein binding. The coding region runs from base 1 to 1539 and encodes 512 amino acids.